AUGAAUAAUAAAUCUUUAUGUGAAAUGGAUUCUUCAGACAUUGAUGAGAUAAUCAUUUUGUUAGAGCAAAGAGAGAAAGUAUAAUAAAAUAUACAAUUGAUUUAAAAAUAAAAUUCAAAUAAUCCUGCCUCACAAGAAAAUUAUUAUCAAACUAAUGAGCUCUCAUAGUCAAUAAGUGACCUUGAAAAUUAAAAAAAUAAUUUAGAAUAAAAGGUUUUUAAUGAACUGCUAAAAAUUUCAAAAUUUCAAAACUAUUUUUUAGAUGGCUACAGCACAUAAUUUCGCUAAUGUAUGAAUUACAUUGAGUAUUAGAAGCUGAAUAUUCAUUAAAAAUUAUUCACUCAAGACAGCAAUCCAGAUUACUUUUAUAUAAUUUUGAAGGGGCAAAUAGGUCUUUUUUCAAGCUAACAGCUAUAUAAUGAAUAAGAUGGGUAUUAGUAUCAAGGCAAAACUUUAAUUAAAAUAAGCAAACUACUAAAAUAAAAUUAAAAUGAUAGCAGUUAAUGCAAUAAAAGUGAUGCUACUCCAAAAUAGAAAACAGGAGAUAUUAAUAUAAAAUAAAAAAAUAAUAAUAAUAUUGAUGGUUAGUAUUACCUACUUAAAACAUUAUGUUAAGGCAUGCAGUUUGGUGAAAUUAGUAUUCUUAUGGAGUAAAAUAGAACAUCUACAGCAAUCGCUUUAGAAGAUGAAACUAUACUUUUAAAAUUAAACUGUUAAAAAUUCUUGUAGAUAUUAAAAAUAAGAGAGGAAUCAAAGCUAUUUGCAAGCUUGAGCUGCAUAAAAGAAAGUAGCUCAAUAAACUUUUUAUCUUUUAAUGCCCUAAAAGAUAUAUUUAUUAAGUCGUAUUUUGUAAGAUUUCAAAGAGAUUAAUAUGUUUGCAUGUAAAAUUAAUAUCCUAAGGCAGCAUUCUUGAUAUAAUCAGGUGAAUUCUCUCUUUGGUCUUAUACAAAUUUAAACUCAAAUAAAGCUCCUCCUUCAAAAGAGCCAUACUAAACAACUCUUCCUAAAUACCAUAUCAAGCAGGAUAUUAAGAUGUCAUUACUUGGUGUUAAAGAAAUAUUUGGAGAUAUUGAAAUACUUUCAGAUGAAAAUUACUAAUACUCUUUAAAAUGUGAGAGUGAAGGAGAUAUUCUUAUUAUACCAAGAGAGAUUUAUGAGGCUAAAGUGAAGCAAAAUGAACUUCUUAUUGACAUUAUAAAGAACAAGUCUUCAAAAAUUAAUUAAAAAAGAUUACAAUUAUAUAAAAAAUUUAACUAGAAUUUAGAGGUAUUUAGACAUUUUAUGUAUGAUGCUGAUGACACAGAUGAGGAAGACUCAGGAAAGAUCGGUUACAACAAAGGCUAUGAUGUAUUCGUAAAGUCAAAAUUUUUUAAGAAAUUGCUCUAAUAGGAAAAUGGACUAAAAGGGAGCAGUAAAAAUAAAAAAGAUGAAUAAACCCAACAGAUAGAUUAGCUUUCUUUUAAAAUGUAGUAAGCAGAUAAAAAUCAAAUGAAAGAAUUGUUAUUUCUAGAAAAUAUCAACUGCUAUGAAUUAAAUAAUUAAGAUAAAAAAAAUUUUUACUUUACUUACAAGGGAUCUUCUAACUAGCCAUCCUCAUUAAAUUCCUCUAAUAACUUUACCAAUUAGCAACAAUAGAUUUUUAAAAAUAAAAAAAGUGAAAAAGGAAAUGGAAAUAAGAAAUCUUUUGAAUUAUUAUUCUAAACAAAUUAUCCUAAUUAAAUUGAAAGAGCUUUUAAUUCUACUAAAAAUAAUUUAGUUUCAGAACAGAAUAGUUCAAUACAAAGAAAUUCAAAUAGUCUAAACUCAUAACAAAUUUCUUAAUUUGAAGAUUCCUCAAAUGUGAGAAAUAUAUUUUAUAGAAAUCGUUAACAAAGAUCUUCAAGCAGGAAUUAAGAAUAAAGGACAGGAUAAGGAUUCUAUUCAAUUUAAGAUGACUAUGACAGCAAAAUAGCUCAAAUAUCUAAAUAGAAUGUUUGUUACUCUCUAGAAUAAGGUGUAAAGGCUCAAGAAGAUAGUGAUUGUUAGAGUUAUUCACCAACUCAUUCAGUUGGGUUCAGUCGAUAAAUGCAGGGAGAGUUAAUAAGUUAGCUUUCUUAAAGAAUUUGCAAAAACGACCUAAAUGAAAAUUAAACUAAAAAUACUAAUGAAAAAUAGCAAAGACUAUCAAGCAGAGAUCAAAGAAAAAUAAUAAAAAAGCUGUAAAAAUAAAACAAAGACCUUUUUAAGAUGAAAAUAGAUCCAAAGUUAAGAUAAAAAUUGAUUGGUUAUGAAAAAAAAAAAAAUUUUAUUGAAGACUAUAGAGAAUAAAAUCUAUAAAUCAAAAGAAACUCUUUACAUGCUAACUAAAUACUAAAACAACUUAAUUAUUAGCAAGACUAAUUAUAAGAAUUUAUUAAAAUAAAUUAACUUGAAAACUAAGAAAACUAAUAAAAUGUUAAUAUAUUAAAAAUCAACAAUUAGCAAACUAACAGUUAAAGAAGUAAGAAUAAAUCUAUGCCUCAUACUCCUCUUCCUGGUUAGCAUAAUAACACAUUCAUUUAGAUUCAUAGAAAAAAUAUUCCUAAAUAAAGACCUAACACUUUUAUGGCUUAACAACACAUGUAAUAGGAUAAAUAAUUUCUUAUUGCAAGAAUAGAAGAUUCUUCUUCUGUUUAAACUCCGCUUACUGCUCCAAGUAGUAAACUAGGAGUGCAUAGAAUAGGAUCACCUAGUAAAAUUUAAAAUGACUAAUUUUAAUUACUUGUAAAAUAAAAGCCAAAAACUGCUAUCCCAGCAACUUCAAGACAUACAACAAAUUUAGUCCAGUAAAAUAAAAGUAAUUUAAAUAGGGAAAGUAACAGCUCUUUUACGUCUCACUAUACAGCAAAUUCUGAAAUAGAUGGAUUCGAUAAAUCUCAACUUAGCUUUGAAUAAAACGGUUAUGAUAUCAACCAGUAUAGGUAGGACAGAAUAAAAUCGUAAUCAUUUUCUCUAAAUAUCAUGAACUCUCUUGAACUAGGUAUUUAACCCAACACUCCUUUAAAUAGCAAUAGAAUUGUUAAAAAUAAUAUGGAUAGCCACUUUAUUUAAAGAAGAUAAACUUUUAAUUGUAUCACAAACACAGUAAAAGAAAAUCAAUAACAAGUAUAAUAAUAAUAACAGUAGUAAAAAUAGUAAUAGCAAUAAUAGUAAAUGGUUCCUACAAGACCACCGACUGGGAGAUAAAAGCUAUCCUCAAAAGAAGGAAGAUCCCAAAAUAAUAAUCAUAUUAACUAAAAUUCAUAAAUAAGCAAAAAUAGCUUAAAUAAUUUUUUUGAAGACAAAAAAGAAUUAAUACCAUAGGCACUGGUUGGAAAUUAAAUUUAAUUAUAAAAAAAGCAAAAUAGAAAUUCUUCAAGAUAAGGCCCAAUAUUGCGAGAUGAUUUUUUAGUUAAUAAUAAUGUUUAAAACUAAAAUACUUUGAAACAUUUUUAAAUUUAAAAUUCAGAUCAGGAAACUCGAGAAUAAAUAAUUGAAGACAAUUUGAAUAAUAAAAUUUUAAAUUUAUAAGCUUCUCCUGCUUAAAGCUUUUUUGUUGGUAAUAAACUUAAUAUUACAUAUUAAAAACAAAAAGAAAUCAGUAGAGAGGGUUCCAACGAACAUCAAAUUUAGGUUGAAUAGCAAUAGAAAAAUAAUAGCCAAAGAAGAUAUAUAUCAUUUGACUUUCGUCCUCCAGCUUAAAUUAGAUAGCAAUACUGA
This is a messenger RNA of Tetrahymena thermophila SB210, 3717 nucleotides long. Its product is annotated as cyclic nucleotide-binding domain protein. Lineage: Eukaryota; Ciliophora; Oligohymenophorea; Hymenostomatida; Tetrahymenidae. The transcript is spliced from 4 exons. The record is from RefSeq and is a predicted model, not a curated record.